AGGAUGCCAAGCCUGUGCCAAGUUACCUUGAAGUCGAACACCUGCUAUUCUACGGAUUGUUCCAUCGGGGAGGGCAGCUACACGGGGCACUGCCCAUUGCCUCCGGCGAGCGCAGGAACCUGAUUAUCUGGAUGCGGUCAUCCGCUGUCCGCAACCACCUGUGUCCCAUGUGCAACAGGCAGCCUGACCUCGUAGAAGCAGACGGAUUUGGAGACGGUUUCACUGGGGUUUUGGAGGGCAGCCCACCUGGCACCACAGACAUUUGCUCGGUAACAUAGAAAGACGAUGGAGGGAGAACCUUUCACCUGGAUCUUAAUAAAUUUUCAAAAUCCGA
Thamnophis sirtalis is the source of this 334-nucleotide messenger RNA. The record is from RefSeq and is a predicted model, not a curated record. Lineage: Eukaryota; Metazoa; Chordata; Lepidosauria; Squamata; Natricidae.